GCGCAGGGCGAGGGAGGCGUGUUUCUGGGCCGUCGAACUGUGGUGGCAUCCCUCUGAGCAUGCGCAGACCCCCCCUCCGCGCAAGGGAAGGGAGGCCUCUUUGGGGCGAAGAGGAAGAGGGAGGAUCCAGGGACAGUCGGGAAAUAUCCCCGAAAUAAGAGCAGCUUGGAGAGGCACCACUCUCUGCCUGGAGCUGCCAUGUCUGGGAUUGGGAACAAGCGCAUGGCUGCAGAGGCCAGUCCCUCGGGGCUUCCAGAAAAGAAAGCCAGCGUUGAGGACUCGGGGACCACUGUAGAGACCAUUAAGCUUGGGGGUGUCUCCUCAACGGAGGAAUUAGACAUCCGCACUCUCCAGACCAAGAAUCGGAAGCUGGCGGAGAUGCUGGACCAGCGACAAGCUAUUGAGGAUGAGCUGCGUGAACACAUUGAGAAGCUGGAACGACGGCAGGCCACCGAUGAUGCCUCGCUGUUGAUUGUCAACCGCUACUGGAGUCAGUUUGAUGAGAACAUUCGCAUCAUUUUGAAACGCUAUGACUUGGAUCAAAGCCUUGGAGACCUCCUCUCAGAACGUAAAGCCCUGGUGGUGCCAGAACCCGAACCUGAUUCAGACAGCAACCAGGAGCGCAAAGAUGAGAGGGAGAGAGGAGAGACAUUUGAGCCUGCAUUCUCCUUUCUGGCCACUUUGGCCAGCAGCACCAGUGAAGAAAUGGAAUCUCAGCUACAGGAACGUGUGGAGUCUUCCCGCCGGGCAGUCACUCAGAUUGUGACCAUGUAUGACAAACUUCAGGAGAGAGUGGAUGUCCUGACCCAGAAGCUGAACAGCGGAGAUAUUUCUCUGAUGGAAGAAGCUGUCCAAGAGCUGAAUUCUUACCUAACAUGUGAGAACAGGCGGCUUCAGGAACUGGCUGAUUUGCUUCAGGAAAAACACCGCUCCAUGUCUCAAGAGUUCUCCAAAUUGCAAGGGAAAGUAGAGGCGGCAGAGUCUCGUGUAUCUGUGCUGGAGACCAUGAUAGAUGACUUGCAAUGGGACAUUGAUAAAAUCCGUAAGCGGGAACAGCGUCUCAACAGGCACCUGGCAGAUGUUUUGGAACGAGUGAACUCAAAAGGCUACAAGGUAUAUGGUGCAGGCAGCAAUCUCUAUGGCGGGACUAUUACCAUCAACUCUCGAAAGUUUGAGGAGAUGAAUGCCGAACUGGAGGAAAAUCAGGAGCUGGCCCAAAAUCGCUUGAGUGAGUUGGAAAAAUUGCGUCAAGAUCUAGAGGAGGUGACAACUCAGAAUGACAAGUUAAAGGUGGACCUGAGACGGGCAGUAGAAGAAGUGGUGAAGGACACCCCUGAAUACCGCUGCAUGCAGUCCCAGUUCUCCGUUCUCUACAAUGAGAGUCUCCAAUUGAAAUCACAGCUCGAUGAAGCCCGUACUCUGCUUCAUGGCACCCGAGGUACCCAUCAGCGUCAGGUGGAGCUCAUUGAGAGGGAUGAAGUCAGCCUGCAUAAGAAAUUGCGAACUGAGGUUAUCCAGCUGGAAGACACUCUUGCCCAGGUCCGCAAGGAAUACGAGAUGCUACGGAUUGAAUUUGAGCAGACACUUGCAGCCAAUGAACAAGCAGGUCCCAUUAAUCGUGAGAUGCGGCACCUCAUCAGCAGUCUCCAGAACCACAACCACCAGUUGAAAGGGGAAGUGCUGCGGUACAAACGGAAGCUAAGAGAGGCUCAGUCUGACUUGAGCAAGAUGUUUUGUGCUAAUCCUUUCCAGACCCGUUCCCGUAGUGGGAGUGCGCUUCUCCACUCUCAGUCAAGUACUGAAGAGGCCAAAGAAGAGCCUCCUGAAAUCAAACAGGAACCGGACGAUCCUUCCUCGCAUCCUGUAGCCUCCAAGGGACCUUUUGAAGAUGCCUCUGAAACCAAGGCGAGGCGGGAUGAAGAGGAGCGGGAGCGCGAAAGACGGGAAAAAGAGAGGGAGCGUGAAAAGGAGAAAGAGAAGGAAAAGGAGCGAGAGCGAGAGAAAGAGAAGGAAAAGGAAAGAGAGCGAGAGAAGCAAAAGCAGAAGGAAUCUGAGAAGGAGAGGGAAUCGGGCAAAGAGAAGGACAAAGGAAAGCAUGACGAUGGAAGGAAAAAGGAAGCAGAACUGGUCAAGCAGUUGAAGGCUGAUCUUAAGAAGGCUCAAGAAAGCCAGAAAGAAAUGAAGUUGCUUUUGGAUAUGUACCGCUCUGCUCCCAAAGAGCAAAGAGAUAAAGUUCAACUGAUGGCAGCUGAAAAGAAGGCCAAAGCUGAGUUGGAAGAGUUAAGGCAACGAGUAAGAGAUCUUGAGGACAAGGAGAAGAAAGAAAGCAAAAAAAUGGCUGAUGAGGAUGCCCUACGGAAAAUCCGGGCAGUGGAGGAGCAGAUAGAAUACUUACAGAAGAAACUAGCCAUGGCUAAGCAGGAAGAAGAAGCACUCCUUUCCGAAAUGGAUGUGACGGGCCAAGCCUUUGAGGACAUGCAAGAGCAGAAUAUUCGCCUGAUGCAGCAGCUGAGAGAGAAGGAUGAUGCCAACUUCAAGCUCAUGUCAGAACGCAUCAAAUCCAACCAGAUCCACAAACUUCUAAAGGAGGAGAAGGAGGAGUUGGCAGACCAGGUCCUUACCUUGAAGACGCAGGUGGAUGCCCAGUUACAAGUUGUACGCAAACUGGAAGAAAAGGAACACCUCCUUCAGAGCAACAUUGGCACUGGAGAAAAGGAGUUGGGCUUGCGGACCCAGGCCCUAGAGAUGAACAAACGUAAGGCUAUGGAUGCAGCUCAGCUUGCCGAUGAUCUUCGGGCCCAGUUAGAGCUGGCACAGAAGAAGCUACAUGACUUCCAAGAGGAGAUUGUGGAGAACAGCGUGACCAAAGAGAAGGAUAUGUUCAACUUCAAACGAGCCCAGGAAGAUAUCUCAAGGUUGCGAAGGAAGCUGGAGACCACCAAGAAACCUGACAUGGUUCCCAACUGUGAUGAAAUCCUUAUUGAGGAGAUUAAAGAUUAUAAGGCCCGCCUGACGUGCCCUUGCUGCAAUAUGCGGAAGAAGGAUGCCGUUCUCACGAAGUGCUUCCAUGUCUUCUGCUUUGAAUGUGUGAAAACCCGGUACGACACCCGGCAGCGCAAGUGUCCCAAGUGCAACGCUGCUUUUGGGGCCAAUGACUUCCACCGUAUCUACAUUGGCUGAAUCUGUCCAUUCAAGGCAUCGUGGCUGCCAACCCACUUGUUGCUUAUUAGCAGGCUGGAUACUGCUUCUCUCAGUCAGGGGUCUCCUCCCCCACUUUUUAAAAAAGACAUAUCUCAUUUGGUUAGUGGUAGGAGGUUAAUUUUUGUUCUCAUUUAUCUCCUUUCCUUUUCCAGUUUUGUUUUGCUUUUCAUUUAGUACUGGUUCAUUGCCCCAGCAUGCUAAGGACGAGUGAUCAUUAUGAGAAAUGCUGUUCGGUUGAGCCCUGACACAAACAAUAGCUGUGAAAUAGGCAGCAGUUGAAUCAGCUAACACCCAUAACUCUAGGGAACUGGCAUGAGUUAGUUUAAUGAGCUUUCUUGUGGACAUUUUGAGUUCAGUUUCCAUCUCUGUUUUCUAAUAAACGAGAAAACCCUU
Molecule: messenger RNA, 3594 nt
Organism: Anolis carolinensis (green anole)
Lineage: Eukaryota; Metazoa; Chordata; Lepidosauria; Squamata; Anolidae
Gene: rnf20
Product: ring finger protein 20
Exons: 20
Coding region: 199-3180 (993 amino acids)
Cellular component (GO): HULC complex; nucleus
Molecular function (GO): ubiquitin protein ligase activity; metal ion binding
Source: RefSeq, a predicted model, not a curated record